Aspergillus homomorphus CBS 101889 is the source of this 1857-nucleotide messenger RNA. RefSeq lists its product as uncharacterized. The transcript has 3 exons. The record is from RefSeq and is a predicted model, not a curated record. Bases 1 to 1857 code for a protein of 618 amino acids. Lineage: Eukaryota; Fungi; Ascomycota; Eurotiomycetes; Eurotiales; Aspergillaceae.
AUGGCACUUGUUGCAAACCCACUUAUUUGUCCCCCCAGCGAACUUGAGAUUACGUAUGCGUCACCGGUGUAUCGACGGUCAAGUGACUCUCAGAGCGUACGAUCGUGCCGUACGAACCGAUCCUCAAGCGACAGUUCCACUCGUGAUGGGGAUGGCUUUGUUGAGGAGGACCUCCGGGCCGGAGGGCCCUACCUACCGGAACCACCCUGCUUGACCUUUUACCCCCGGCAACAUGAUCCGUUCCUGCAGAAGCACCAGAAAAUGCCCUUGGUAGAAGGUAUACUCAAUUUAGCGAAAAAUAACCAGAUCAACGUUAUAGAAGUCGAGUUUUGCUAUCGCUCAUCUGAGCAUGAUCCCAGCGGUGCGAAAAAGCUCACCUGCAAGUUGAUAGCCCAGAAGCAAGACCCGAAGGAAGUCUGGGUGGGGUUCGCCCGCACCGUUCUCGGAUUCCUUCAUCAGCGCGGCGUGACCAACAUCGUGGUUGAGAUCAUCGAUCCGCUAUUCCACAAAACUCUCGUCUAUGCCCCAUGCAGCCCAUCCGAUCCGAUUUUCUCGGAUUGGAACAAGGUUCGGGCGAGCAUUGAGCAGCAAAUACCACUUCGCGGAAUAAAUGUGAUCAGCUGCCACCGGAUUGGGACUUCUAGAGACCGCGCGAGUUGUCCGCCCAUGGUUAUAGUGGGUGUGGAUCCUCACGAACUGCGUGACUGGCGGCGGACUCGUGACGACGUUUUGGCAAUCCUGAAGACCUUUGGGCACAGCCAGGUUGGAGUGCUUAUCAGAAAGGAAUUCUUCAUGCCUAUGUGCUCUUGUGAGGACAAAGGACCAAAAAUGGAUCGAAUUACAGCCAAUGGUGCUGCCCGGAUAGGCAUGAGUCUCUCUCUCAGUGAUGAGAAGGACAACCGGGGCACCCUUGGCGGCUACAUCGAAAUUCAGAACCCCAAGACCAAGAAGUGGUUGCCGAUGGCUCUGACCUGCAUGCAUUGCGUGCUGCCUACCCAGGAGCAGACAAAGAUUGCUCCCGACAGAAAGACAGUUUAUGAUGGUUUUCGUAAGAACGGUAUUCGAAUGGAUGACGACAAAUCUCUGUUGCUCAUGCAUAGCCCCGCUGUGAGUGAGGUCCUUGAGACAAUCGAGGAAUUGAAGGAAGGGAUACAGGGACAUCUAAAUGACAACACCUACAAACUCGUGGAGCUCCAGAAGCAACGCAAUGAAUUUGUGCUUCCCCACCACGAGAAAUCGUGGGCACGGCUCAAGGGAGAGCUCCGCGUCAAACAUGUUAAACUAGAGAAAGUGCUAAAGGCUCAGAGAGAGAAUGAGUAUGUUCUUGGGUCGGUGUUCGCAGGCUCCGGAUUGAAAACGAAGCAGCUGUCAACUAUAAAAAGUCAGGAUCCGACGUCAAAGCAUCCGUCCAUCGUUGACUGGGCGCUUAUUCAAAUCAAUCAUCGGGCGCCGGGUGAUAACACGUCAUCAGAUCUAAAAUUAGAGGCAGGGCGACUCGCUGAGUUUGAAGAAGGGGUCUCACCGGGCUAUGAAGCGACACUCUUGAAGUUGGGCCAUAAAACUGGCUUCACUACGGGGAAGUACAAUCCUCUUAUGGAUUGCAGAGUUGCAAGAAACCCGGAAACAAAUGAGGUUAUCCUGACUCUAGAACACUCUAUUGUCUCUCUUGGUGAAAAACAUGGUGUCAUCGGCCCAGGCGAUUCUGGCGCCCUAGUGUACGAUUCCAAGGCCAGGGUCUGGGGCAUGUGUUUUGGGGGUGCCGACAACGGCACGAGGGCAUAUUUUACCCACAUCUCAGACUUGCUCGCGGACAUCAAGUCAACUUUGGGCGUCACAGAGAUUCGUCUCGUGGAAUAG